Molecule: messenger RNA, 1416 nt
Organism: Selaginella moellendorffii
Lineage: Eukaryota; Viridiplantae; Streptophyta; Lycopodiopsida; Selaginellales; Selaginellaceae
Product: pentatricopeptide repeat-containing protein At4g02750-like
Exons: 1
Coding region: 1-1416 (471 amino acids)
Molecular function (GO): protein binding
Source: RefSeq, a predicted model, not a curated record
AUGCUGGAUAACACACCCCAGGCGAAUUGCGUGUCCUGGACAGCGAUGAUCACAGCUUAUGGGCAGCGCGGCCAGAUCCUCGACGCGAAAGAGGUGUUUGAUUCCAUGCCCGAGAAGGACGUCGUUGCCUGGAAGGCUAUGCUCACGGCAUAUGCCCAGAACGGGCAUCUCAAGGCGACGAGAGAGCUCUACGAGCGAAUUCCAGUGGAGGAAGAAGGCGUGGCCAACUUCAUGAUCAUCGUGUACGCGCAGAAUGGCCACAUUGCCGAGGCCGAGACGAUGCUUGACUCACUCACGGUGGACAACCUCACUCUCGACGCUUGCACUGCGAUGAUCACCGCGAGUUCCCUGGAUCGAGCGAGGUUUCUUUUCAACUCUAUGCGGCAUCGCGACGUGAUGCUGUCGACUGCGAUGAUCGCCGCUUGUGGCGACUCGGGGCUCGUCCGCGAGGCACGCGACUUGUUUGACGAGAUGGCGGUGAAGGAUUCGGUUGCCUGGACGACUAUGAUCGAGGCGUACGCUCGGAACGGUUAUCUUCGAGAGGCCUUCGACUUGUUCUCACAGAUGCCGAGGAAGUGCGUGAUCCCGUGGUCGGUUUUGGUCGCUGGUUAUGCUCGAGCUGGGAACUCUUACGACUCGAAAGAUAUCUUCGACAGGAUUCCAGAGCACAACGUCGUCUCGUGCACUGCAAUGGUGCACGCCUAUGCCCAAAGCGGGCAUGUCUGCGAAGCUAGAGCGAUCUUCGACGGCAUGGUUCACAGGGACAAGAGCUGCUGGGCCGUAAUGGUGGCAGCUUGCACACAGAACAACUACCCAGCGCUGGCAUUUGAUCUUCUCGAGAAGAUGCCGGAGUGGGAGAACCUCAAUGCGAUGAUCGUCGCGUACGCUCACAAGGGGUGCUUGGAUCAGUCGAGAGAGCUGUUCAACUCUUUGGAAAGCAGAGAUCCGUCGUCGUGGACUGCGAUGAUCGAAGCUCACGCUUGCAACGGACAGUCCAAGGAGGCACUGGAGACAUUCUGGCAGAUGAACCAAGACGGGAUUGAUGCCGACGAGAUCACCUUCAUCUCCGUCUUGCACUCGUGUAGUCACACCGGCAUGGUGGAGAAGAGCUUGCACCAGUUCGUAUCAAUGAGCUCCGAUCACGCAACGGAGGUGGAGCCAGCGCUGGAGCACUACCACUGCAUCGUCGACGUUCUCUGCCGAGCGGGUCAUCUGGAAGAAGCUGAGGAACUUGUCACUCGAAUGCCACUCGAGCCCGACUGCGUUCCAUGGACGACUCUACUCGGUGGCUGUAGAACUCAUGGGGAUCUGGAGCGUGGAUCGCGAGUUGCAAGCAAGGUUUUUGAGAUGGAUCCUCGAGCUGCGGCUCACUACAUGCUGUUGUGUAACAUAUAUGUGGAAGGCGAAGUGAGCUGA